GUCACCUUUAGCAGAAAGAAAGGGUCCUCAGACCCAAGCCCAAGGAAGCUGUGCAAUCGGCGGCGCUCUCUGCCCCCUCCGAGAACUGCAGGGGUCUGUUUGUCACACACUAAGAGGACAAGAAGAGCUCCAGGUCACAAAGAGCAAUUGAGGGCGAGCCGUGGCCCGAGCCCCGGCCCCGCCAUCAUGAGCAUCUUGCUGGCGUUCCUGUUCCUCUGCGCCGUGGUCCUGAGCGACUCCCAAGGCAGGCAGGAAGUUGGAGCGACAGAUGCAGAAAAGUGUGGCUGUCUGAACGGAGGGAGUUGUGUGACCUACAAGUACUUCUCCGGCAUCCGACGAUGCAACUGCCCGAAGAGAUUCCAGGGGGAGCACUGUGAGAUAGAUGCAUGGAAAACCUGCUACGAGGGGAAUGGUCACUCUUACCGAGGAAAGGCCAACACUGACAGCAAAGGACGGCCCUGCCUGGGCUGGAACUCUGCCGCUGUCCUUCAGCAAAAGUUCCACGCCUACAGAUCUGAUGCUGUCCACCUUGGCCUGGGGAAACACAAUUACUGCCGGAACCCAGACAACCGGAGGCGGCCCUGGUGCUACGUGCAGAUUGGUCUAAAGCAGUUCGUGCAAGAGUGCAUGGUGCACGACUGCGCUCUUGGAAGAAAGCCCUCUUCUCCCAAACAGGAAGAGUUCCAGUGUGGCCAGAAGGCUGUGAAGCCCCGCUUUAAGAUCAUAGGUGGAGAGUUCACCACCAUCGAGAACCAGCCCUGGUUUGCAGCCAUUUACAGGAAGAACCGGGGAGACUCUGCCUCCUACAUGUGCGGUGGCAGCCUCAUCAGCCCUUGCUGGGUUGUUAGUGCCACCCACUGCUUCAUUGAAAACCCAGAGAAGGAGGACUACAUUGUCUACCUGGGCCGGUCAAAGCUUAACUCCGAUACUCCUGAGGAGGUAAAGUUUGAAGUUGAGCAGCUGAUCCUGCAUGAGAACUACAGCGCCGAAAACCUGGCGCACCACAAUGACAUUGCCUUGCUGAAGAUCCGCUCCAGCAGCGGCCAGUGUGCACAGCCGUCCCGGUCCAUACAGACCAUCUGCCUGCCCCCCAAGAACAAUGGUGCCCCCUUUGGCGCAAGCUGUGAGAUCACAGGCUUUGGGAAAGAGAAUUUUGCUGACUAUCUCUACCCAGAACACCUGAAAAUGACUGUUGUGAAGUUGGUUUCCUACAAGGAGUGUCAGCAGCCCCACUACUAUGGCUCGGAAGUUACCACCGACAUGCUGUGUGCUGCUGACCCACAGUGGGAGACAGAUUCCUGCCAGGGAGACUCCGGAGGGCCCUUGGUCUGCUCCAUCCAAGAUCCCCAGACUGGGAACUACCGUCUCACUCUGACCGGGAUUGUGAGCUGGGGCCGCGGAUGUGCCUUGAAGGACAAGCCAGGCGUCUACACUAGGGUCUCCAGGUUCCUGCCCUGGAUCCACUUCCACACUAGGGAGGACAAUGGCCUUGGCCUCUAGGACCUCUAGGGAGCCAAGGGAGGAAAGAAACAGCCUUCCAUCCGUUUCCAUGCUGACCUCCAAUUCCGCAGGCGGGUUGUUUCCAUCCGCUGAAGGAAAAGACUGGAGAGAUGGGCUCUGCAGGGGUGGCUUGGCUUGCGAUGCCCACCAGGCCAAUAGUUUCCCUCAGAUACGAGCUGGGUGCUGGCCGCCCAGACUCCCCCUGGCCAGGCUGAAGAGGUGGUCCUGACUUAGCGUCACACUGACCAGUCACUGACUUUUUCUGGACUAAAUCCUGCCCUGGUGCCUCUGUGCAUUGUGGGAGGAGAACUAGCGCCCCAUAGGGGCCACCCUGGAGGCAAGCUGGGAAAUGAGUCACUUCCCAACUAGGGAGUGUGACAGCGGAGGUCUCUGGAGGAGUUUGGCCAAGGGGGAAGCAGUUUGGGGAACAGAGACGCUAACGGGCUGAGGGAAGAGCUCUGGCAUCCCAA
Heterocephalus glaber (naked mole-rat) is the source of this 1970-nucleotide messenger RNA. RefSeq names its product plasminogen activator, urokinase (gene Plau). Gene Ontology annotation, biological process: fibrinolysis; regulation of cell adhesion mediated by integrin; plasminogen activation. Lineage: Eukaryota; Metazoa; Chordata; Mammalia; Rodentia; Bathyergidae. The record is from RefSeq and is a predicted model, not a curated record. Gene Ontology annotation, molecular function: serine-type endopeptidase activity.